AUGUCGACAGUCACGCUGAAAGACAGCGGCAUCCAAAUCAAGCUACCCAAUGGCCUCUCAGAAGACCAACUCCUAGGUUUCCGACCCUUCAACGAUUGGAUCAAGGGUCUCAGCAACUCCCUAAGCCUGCAAGCCAAGAGCAAGAGUCACCCAUUUCACCAGGAUCCCUACCGCCUACGCGGCAUCACAGUCCAGGCCUUCGACAUCUUCGGCGCCCGCCGCGUCAGUUUCCUUAAAGUCGUAGCCGACGUCAAGAAUGAGGCGGGAGAAGGACUGCCCGCCAUCGUCUUCCUUCGCGGACCCAGCGUCGGCAUGCUGGUGAUGCUCAUCCCCGACGACGCGCCGCCCGAUAGCGACGAGCGCUACGCCGUACUGACGGUGCAGCCCCGCGUGCCGGUCGGCAGCCUGUCAUUCGUGGAACUGCCCGCCGGCAUGGUCGACGACAGCGGUAGUUUCGUAGGCGCGGCGGCAAAGGAGAUCAAGGAGGAGCUUGGCCUGGAGAUUCACGAAUCGAAGCUGACGUGCUUGAGCGAGCUGGCUGGCGCGGGCAGAUCAAAAGGAAACGAAGCCGAAGAGGGCUUGGCAGAGGCAAUGUACCCCUCUGCUGGCGGAUGCGACGAGUUUGUGACGCUUUAUAGCCACGAGAAGAGGAUCCCACGCGAGCAAUUGAAGGAAUGGAGCGGCAAGCUGACUGGAUUAAGGGAUCACGGGGAGAAGAUCACGUUGAAGCUCGUGCCGAUGAAGAAUCUGUGGCGGGAGGGCGCGCGGGAUGCAAAGUGCCUCGCCGCGGUGGCUCUUUGGGAGGGUCUCCGGCGCGAGGGCAAGUUAUAA
Messenger RNA from Colletotrichum phormii, 831 nucleotides. Its product is annotated as NUDIX domain-containing protein. Gene Ontology annotation, molecular function: ADP-glucose pyrophosphatase activity; ADP-ribose pyrophosphatase activity. Bases 1 to 831 code for a protein of 276 amino acids. The transcript has 2 exons. The record is from RefSeq and is a predicted model, not a curated record. Lineage: Eukaryota; Fungi; Ascomycota; Sordariomycetes; Glomerellales; Glomerellaceae. Gene Ontology annotation, biological process: ribose phosphate metabolic process; nucleoside phosphate metabolic process.